AUGGCGACAACAACGUUGAACCACGAAACGCUUGGCCGAAUGCGGGGGCUGCUCUCUGAGGACGGGAGAACUGUGCAGUUUCGGGGUAUCAAAUAUGCUUCCAUACCGGGGAGGUGGCGAGAUCCUGUGCUCUUGAGCCAGAAGCUUGUUGAGGGAGGAGGGGAGUUCGAUGCAACGAAACAUGGGCCAUCUUGUCCUCAGCAUCCAGCUGGCUUUGCCUACGAUCUCUCUUUGGUAGGAAAUGUUACGUUGGCGAAGGAGAAUGAUGAGCAAUCGGAGUUCGAAUGUCUUAAUUUGAUUGUGGUUGUUCCUGUUGAGAGUUUACGGAAAACUGAAAGGCUUCCUGUCAUGGUUUGGGUUCAUGGGGGGUCUCUAUCCGUUGGGAGCAGCACAUGGCCUCAGUAUGAUAUCUCCAAAUUUAUUGCAAAAUCAGUCGAUCUUGGAAAGCCUGUGAUUGGAGUCUCAAUUAGUUAUCGUCUUGGCAUAUUCGGUUUCCUGGCUUCAGACGAGCUCCAGACGUCUGGAAAUUAUGGUCUGAAAGACCAAGCAUGUGCCUUCAAAUGGGUCAAGAAGAACAUAUCUGGAUUUGGAGGGGACCCCGCAAAGGUCACGGCUUUUGGGGAGUCAGCUGGAUCCAUCUUCAUUUCUAGCCUCCUACUCACAAAAGAACCGCUCUUCAACAGAGCAUGCAUGAUGUCCGGUGACACAACAUUGCGAAGACCACGAACAAUGGAGUGGCAGAACACUCACUACCAAACCAAUGUUAAAUUGUUAGGUCUCGAAAAUGCAACUGCAGAGGCCCGUAACGCAGAGCUAUAUAACAUGAGUGCGAGUGAGAUUACAGGAAGGUUGCCGGCAUUCCAGCAUUGGAGUCCCACUGUUGAUGGACUGUUCAUUCCUGAGGAGGUCACUUUGGGCGUGCUGUCUGAUGCGAGGAAUCCAGCUGGGAAGCCAGCAUGGUGUGAAGCUAUUAUGGUCGGAGAUGUUGAACAUGACGGAACUUGCUUGAAAGCUCGUAUCAUGGACGCUCCAAACGUUAUGAGCAGAUUGGAGAAUGCUUUAACUGCUUCCCUCGAUCCGCCCGAGGCCGAAAUACUUCUGAAGAAAUACGGGCUAGUUGGAAAGCUGACUCCGGCGCAGCAAUAUGCUGGUUUGUUGAAUCUGUCGACAGACCUUAGAUUUCACUUUCCUGUUUUGAAAGUCGUUGAGGGUUGGGAACCGAGCAAAUGCUUGAGAUAUCACUUCCAUCAGCCAAAUGAGAUCGACGGCACUUAUAAAGGGUUCGUCAGCCAUGAACUUGACGUCGCGUAUCUCCUUCAAAACUUUGGCUCCGCGUUUUCUGCCCAAAGUCAAGAAUUGGGAAAGAGGAUGGUGGAGGCUUGGGUUGACUUUGCUUAUUGCAUUGAGAUUAAUGGAGGGAGAGGUGAUAUUUUGGUCAUUGGGCCAGGUGAGGCAUUUGGCUUCAUUGAUGAGAAAGAGUAUGAUGAGAAGUAUCGCGGUGGUCGAGGAAAAUUGUUGCAUGAAAUUGGGUGGGAGAAAUGCUUCAAACUUGGGGAAUUAUUACAGGGAGUAUAA
Molecule: messenger RNA, 1575 nt
Organism: Hyaloscypha bicolor E
Lineage: Eukaryota; Fungi; Ascomycota; Leotiomycetes; Helotiales; Hyaloscyphaceae
Product: alpha/beta-hydrolase
Exons: 9
Coding region: 1-1575 (524 amino acids)
Source: RefSeq, a predicted model, not a curated record